Ipomoea triloba (trilobed morning glory) is the source of this 2812-nucleotide messenger RNA. RefSeq names its product receptor like protein 27-like. Gene Ontology annotation, molecular function: protein binding. The transcript is spliced from 2 exons. Bases 66 to 2210 code for a protein of 714 amino acids. NCBI's taxonomy places the organism in Eukaryota, Viridiplantae, Streptophyta, Magnoliopsida, Solanales, Convolvulaceae. The record is from RefSeq and is a predicted model, not a curated record.
CAUUCACUUCAAAGCUAAGCUUUCCCAAAACACAGAUUUUUAGCCUACCUUUUGGUUGUCCAAAAAUGAAAACUCCACUCAUUCCAUGGCUUUUCUUGAUAUCUUUGCUGGGUAUAAUAUGUGGCUUCAACAUCUCAUUGGUGGCAGCUCAAUGCAUGAGCGAUCAGAAAACGUUGUUGUUGCAGUUGCGGAGUAGCCUAAAGUUCGACCCAACAUUUUCAACCAAGCUUGUGUACUGGAAUAGGAACACAGAGAACUGUUGUUACUGGCCUGGCGUCGAGUGCGAUGAUUCAGGUCAUGUUAUUAGUUUGAUUCUUGACAAUGAAUCCAUUACAGUAGAUGGUAUUCAGAAUUCAAGUACUCUAUUCGGUCUUCAAUACUUGGAGAGGCUAAAUUUGGCUUUCAACAACUUCAAUUCAACUCCAUUUCCAGUUCAGAUUUAUAAUCUUACCAAUUUGACAUAUCUCAAUUUGUCAAAUUCUGGUUUUGGAGGGCAGAUUCCUAAUGGGAUAUCAAGGCUGACAAGGUUAGUUACUCUUGACCUCUCAGACCUCUAUCCAAUAGGUCCACGACUUAGACUUGAGAAUCCAAAUCUAGAGCAAUUCUUUGAAAACUCUAUACAACUCAGAGAACUUUAUCUUGAUGGUGUUGAUCUUUCUGCUCAAAGGAGUGAAUGGUGUCAGGCCUUGUCUUCAUCUCUGCCUAAUUUAAGAGUUUUGAGCUUGCGAAACUGUCGAGUUUCAAGUCCAAUUAAUCCUUCCCUUUCGAAACUUCGUUUCCUUUCUGAAAUUUAUCUGGAUGUUAAUGAUUUUUCCAGUACAGUUCCAAAAUUCUUACCCCAGAUUCAUAUUCUGAAAAUGUCUUCUUGUGGAUUGCAAAAGUUUCCUGACCUAAGAAAUCAAUCAAUUUUGAUCCAUUUAGACCUGUCAAACAAUGAAAUUAGAGGGGAAAUACCAAAAUGGAUAUGGAAUGUGGGUAUUGGAAGUCUGGCUCAUCUCAAUCUCUCCUGCAAUUUCUUAGAUGGUCUAGAAAAGCCUUACACAAUUCCAAGUAGUAUUUCAGUACUGGACUUGCACUCAAAUCAACUGCAAGGCCAACUUCCCAUUGGAGAAGCCCCAGCCCUGGAUGCUAAUAAGUAUCUUGAUUACUCAAACAAUUUUUUCAAUGGUUCCAUCCCAUAUGAUCUUGGAAGUUAUGCUCCAUUUGCUUCUUUCUUGUCUCUUACAAAUAAUAGCUUCACUGGAGCAAUUCCUGAAUCCAUAUGCAAUGCGAGCGAUCUAUUGGUGCUUGAUUUAUCCAACAAUAGGCUGAAUGGCAUACUUCCAUCCUGUCUAUUCCACAUUCCACUUGGAGUUCUAAACCUUGGGAAAAACCAAAUCACCGGUAACAUACCUGAUUCGUUUCCAAGUAAUUGUGCUCUAAAAACAUUAGACCUCGGCAGGAAUGUCUUAGAAGGGAGGAUUCCUAGUUCUCUAAUCAAUUGCUCAUCCUUAGAAGUUCUAAAUCUAGGGAGUAACAAAAUUGUAGAUACCUUUCCAUGCCCAUUGAAGAAUUUCUUAAGCCUGCGUGUACUAGUCUUGAGAUCCAAUGGGUUCCAUGGUGAUCUUCACUGUGCUAAUGCCAACCAUAUGUGGCCAAAUCUUCAGAUUAUUGAUAUUGCUUCCAAUAAUUUCACUGGAGAACUCUCCCCAAAUUUCUUAAAUUGGAAAGGAAUGACUGUUGAUGAAGAUAAUACUGCGCAAUCUGGGGAUAACAUCAGGGCCUUUACAUCUAUUGAUUUCUCAAGCAAUGAUUUCCAUGGAAUUAUACCAAAUACCAUUGGAGCUCUCACAUCACUUUACGUUCUCAACCUAUCACACAAUGCUCUCACAGGGAAUAUCCCUGAAACAAUUGGAAAUCUGAGAAUGGUCGAGUCGUUAGACCUUUCAUCAAACCAGCUAGAUGGAGAGAUUCCGGUACAGCUCGCGAAACUCACCUUCCUUUCUGACUUGAAUUUAUCAUUCAACAGACUUUCUGGUAAAAUUCCAACAGGUAAUCAACUUAAUACAUUUGGACCAGAUUCCUACCUAGGGAAUCAAGAACUCUGCGGUUUUCCUCUCUCAAAAAGUUGCAAAUCUCCAACAAGUUUUAGUGGUGCCCGAUCUGAGAUCAAAUGGGAAUACGUAACUUCUGCUUUGGGAUUCAUUCUGGGUUUAGGCGUGUACCUUUGAAUGCUUUUGCAUAACAAGAAAUGCAAGAAAAUCUCUGAAACCAAGAAGCAGAGUUCGCAGGAACAGAAUCCUAUCAAUCUAAGCUGCUGCCUGCAGGUGCGAAUGCUUAGCUCAGUGAUUUGGUGAUAGCUCCAAGGUAGUGCAUGCAUGUUUGCAUCUUUUGUACUAUAGUAAGUCUACUAUAUCCUUCUUCUCGGUUUGCAAAUAUUUAACUGUAAUUACUUUUGAAGGAGUUGCAUGUUGUUGGGUCAUGGGUGAAGAACAAUUUGCUUUAAUUAAUAAACAUUUCAAAUCUCCCCUUUUAUGUGUUUGUAAGUUUUUAUGUUAGGAAGGUUUUCUUCUUCCUUUUUUUUUUUGGUGAUGAUAAAACCCCGCAACCAGAGGGUGUGUAUGAAUAAACAUCGUCUUAUAACCCUAGCAAGCAAAGGACCACAAGCUCCUACUGGGAAAAUAGUCAAACUUGUAAUCUUGUGGUUAACACUUACCAAUCAUGGUCUUAUUUGUAAUAGUUAUACUAUGCAUGUUUGUCAAGACUGCAGCUAUAUUUUAUGUAAAAUAUGUUGUAACAAAUACAAGGUUUUCAUUUUCGAUUCUGUUCCAAA